GAUCGGAGUUCCUUCAAGUCCGUGAUAUAAUUUCAAUUAAAGCAGAUGCACUGCAUUUAGCUAACUCAGAGAAUGACUCAACAGAACCAAGAGUUAAGAAGCGAAAGGAAGACUCAGCUAUGUCAUUUUUACUAGGAACAGAAUGUGACAAUAAUAGUAAUCAGGCUUGGAGAGAUGAGUUGAAACUGUUCCAGAUAGAACCUCAAAUUCACCAUGACUCUGAUCCUCUGGAAUGGUGGAAAGCUAAUGAGUCACGUUUCCCUACAAUUGCUAGAAUUGCCAGACGUUACCUUUGUGUACCAGCCACAUCAGUACCAUCCGAGAGAGUUUUUUCAGCAGCUGGACUUGUAAUCAACAAUAAACGAAGCAGUCUAACACCCGAAAAUGCAGACAUGCUUAUAUUCUUGAGUAAAAAUAUGUGA
Messenger RNA from Amphimedon queenslandica, 422 nucleotides. Its product is annotated as zinc finger BED domain-containing protein 1-like. The annotation marks the transcript as partial. Gene Ontology annotation, molecular function: protein dimerization activity. Lineage: Eukaryota; Metazoa; Porifera; Demospongiae; Haplosclerida; Niphatidae. The record is from RefSeq and is a predicted model, not a curated record. The transcript has a single exon.